UCAGAUCUCCAGCUGUCCCCUGCCAGGGCAGAGGUAGAGGAUUGGCUUAUUUUACUCUCUGCCUAAAAGUCUAGGAGAUAAAAGUCAAUGCUCACAAUCUGUUGUGUGAGGCACCAUGGCUCUUCUGCUCUUCUUCUGCCUGUUUUUCUUUGUUACUCCUUUGGCAUCAGCCACCGAACCCUAUUAUAUGGUCACUGUUCCUGCUCAGAUGGUCUAUCCUUCGCAAGAGAGAGCAUGUGUUCUCAUUCUCCACCUGCAGGGGGAGAUCAAACUGAAAAUGGCACUAAAGAAAGAUGACACCAUUUAUCAAGUAGCUGAAGAUACUAUCAACACCCCUAAUUAUUUGCACUGUUAUUCCUUCCAGCUUCCUGCUACUGACACAGAGGUUUGGUUGUUCCAUGUUUCUAUGGAUGGGGAACAUUUGCACCUGGAGAAGACCAAGAAAGUUCUAAUCCUCAAAUUGUCUUAUGUGACAUUCAUCCAGACAGAUAAACCCAACUAUAAACCUGGCCAGACAGUAAAUUUUCGCAUUGUAACCUUGGACACCACUUUUCGGACUCAGAAAAUGACGUAUCCUCUAGUGGAGAUGACGGAUCCAGAUAACAAUCGCAUUGCACAAUGGUUAGAUGUCACUCCAAAUCAAGGAAUUGCUUCCCUUAGCUUCCCUCUGGCAAAUGAGCUUAGUCUUGGAGAUUACAUAAUAAACAUUCCUGGAACCUACAAAAAAAAGUUUUCUGUGUCUGAAUAUGUGUUAAAGAGAUUUGACAUUAAUAUUGAGAUUCCAUCUAUACUGAAUGCAAUGACCGAAGAGGCUGUAACUAUCAAAGCAUGUAGUAGUUACACCUAUGGAAAACCAGCCAUUGGCCUAAUGAGCCUCUCUGUCUGCAAAAUUCAGCUUUAUCCAUUCUUCCUGAAGUAUGCUGAUUCUACAGAUAUUUUUCAUUCUAGUGAUGACAAUUUAGAGGGAUGCAUACGCAAAGACAUGCAGACUGAUGACAAAGGCUGUUUAUCCAGGACAUAUGACCUACGUCAGUUCAAUAUCUCUCAGACAGAUGCAGAGCAGCAUUUAAAAGUCAGGGCUUCAAUGACAGAGCAGCUUACAGGGAACACAGAAUCUUUAGUAGUGAUUUCCAGACUGGGCACUUUUGAGUAUUUAAAUUUUUUUGAGGUUAUUGAAUUUUACCAACAAGGAGUUCCUUUAACAGUCAAGCUAAAGCUCAGAGACCGAACAGAAUCCCCCAAAGUGAAUGAAACUAUCUACUUAGUAGUGGGCUUUGAAGAGAAAGACCUGAACCUGACCGCAGUGACAGAUGAAUGGGGCAUAGCAACCUUCAACCUGGACACCUCUUCAUGGGAGGACAUGGUAUCUAUUACGGGAAAACUCUUCUUGGAAGAGAAUACAGAAAAAGAGAAUCUUAUGAAUCGUGCAUUUGCCUGGGUUCAUCCAUUCUAUUCGGAGAGUAAGAGCUUCCUUAAAGUGUUGUCCGUGGCAGGGCCCUCUUCAUGUGACAGCCAGCAAUCAGUGACUGUGGAAUACUUCAUUAAUAAAAACAAGCUGGAUCCUAAAUCUGACCACCAAUCCUUCUUCUACAUUUUGAUGGGGAAAGAAGGAAUUGUGUCUCAUGGAGAGUAUAAGCUGGACAUUACAGAACAGCCCACUGCCCUUGAUCUACAUGGAACAUUUCCCCUGAAGUUCAGCAAAGUGAUUGAGUUAUUUCCAAAAGCCACUAUUCUUGUUUUCACGGUUCUGCUAGAUGGAGAUAUUGCAGCAAGUAGGACAAAGUUUCAAGUGCCAAUGUGUCCAAACAAUAAGGUUCAAAUCAAGUUCUCUAAAGAUCAGGUCUAUCCAGGAGAGGUGGUUAGUCUGGAAGUAAAAGCAGAGUCUGGAUCGCUUUGCUCUGUGCGCUCUGUGGAUAAAGGACUAUUGCUUCACAAUCAUCACGAUAAAUUUAAUCUACCAACCUCAAUGAUCAAGCUUAUAAUUUCUAGCUUUGAAGUAAACAGACGUGGCUUUCCAUAUAAAAUUGAGGAUUUUGAAAAAUAUCCUUGCUUCAGAAAUGAGAAAGAUACAAGCCCAGAGAUCCGUGAAGGUGUUUGGUACUAUGCUGAACCCGAUGUUUACAGACUGCUGAAGGAGAGUAAUCUAAAGACUUUUACAAACCUGAAGAUCCGGAAGCCUGUGCUGUGCUCCCUUACCAACUAUACAAAACGCAUUUCUCCUAAAAGGGAGAAGAACCUGGAGAAGGAGGCUGUUGUUCAAUCAGAAAAGAAGAAUGAACUAAAGAAGUCUGCAAUAAGGAGAUUGUUUCCAGAAACUUGGUUGUUUGACUUGGUUUCUGUGGGCCCUUAUGGAAGCACAGUACUAAAUCUGACCACACCAGAUAGUAUAACAAAGUUUGACACGGAUGCCUUUUGCUUGGGAAAGUCCGGUUUUGGGGAGAUGAGUAAUGUUAUGCUCACUACCUUUAAACCUUACUUCAUUGAGUUGACCAUGCCUUAUUCUGUGGUACAAGGAGAAAAAUUUACUAUCACAGCACUGGUAUAUAACUACUUAAAGGAAUGCAUAAUGGUGUUUUCCUCACUGUCUGGUCUGGGGGAUCGCUCUGCAACCGAAAACAAGAAACAGACAAAGUGUAUCUGUGAAGAAGAAUCAACCAGCUUCACAUGGAAUGUGACUGCCUCUAAUCUAGGAAACUUGAAAGUCCGUUUAAGCAGUGGUUCACUGCAACUUAAAGGGAAGUGCACAGAUCAACCUCCCAACCUGGGCAAUGACUAUCAAGAAGAUAUUAUUGAAAAAACAGUAUUCAUAAAGAUAAACUACAAUCCUGGUAAUUUUUCCUUUUUUUCCCCCCAGCCUUCUGGAAUUCUAGAGGAAAAGAUGCAGGCAUCAGUACUCUGUCCACCGGGUGACAGCAUCCGCACAGAGAUGUUGUUAAAUCUUCCAGACAGAAUUGUAUCAGGCUCAGAUGAGGCUCUUGUCACUGUAAUAGGAGAUUUGAUGGGCAGUGCCAUUGCUUACCUGGGGAAGGAUAUCUCCCGUUCAGAAGGGAGUGGUGAGCGUAAUUUGGUGACAUUUUUACCAAAUGUCCAAAUAGUAAAGUAUCUAGAAGCUACUAAUCAACUGACACCGAAGAUCAAAUCUGAAGCUCUCUCCCACAUAACUAAAGGUUACCAGAGGCAGCUGCUGUUUAAAAGUGUGAACGGUUCUUACAGCGUCUUCCAUGGCUACCAGCCCAGUACAUGGCUCACUGCCUUCACGUUGAAGUCAUUUGUUCAUGCUCAAGAGCUCAUCUACAUCCAGGAGAAGCAUAUUGAGGAUGCUGUGAGAUGGCUGAGCCGUCUGCAAAAGAGCAAUGGCUGCUUUGAGAUGGUUGGAUCCAUUUUUCAGGAUUACUUAAUGAAAGAGGGUGAAGAUGAAGUGACACUUACAGCGUACAUAACAAUAACCCUUCUGGAACAUAGGAAAGUGUUUAAUGACAUGCUGGUAGAUAAAGCACUGAAAUGUUUGAAGGAUUCAGUUGAAACAGUAAACUGUACGUACACCCAGGCUCUGAUGGCCUAUGCCUUUACCUUAUCGGGAGAUGGGGACCUGAGAAAACAGAUGCUGGAGAGCUUAGAAAAAAGUGCUGAAAAAACAGCUGGGACCAAAUACUGGGAAUCAGAUAGCAGUGGUCAUGGAGGUGUGGCGAUAUCAGCCUAUGUUCUCCUCACUAUACUAUCAGAUGACACCACUUCCCAUAAAGAUAUUGAGGAGGCAUCAAGCAUUGUCAGCUGGAUGGUGAAAAAACAGAGACCCCAGGGUGGAUUCUACUCAACCCAGGAUAUGGUGGUUGGACUUCAAGCUUUUACCAAAUAUGCAAAGGCCACUUACAGGGACACAACGGAUCUCACAGUGUCCAUUAGGUCAUUGUCUGGGUUCCAGAGUAUAUUUCAUGUGGACAAGACCAACCGCCUGCUUUUACAAAGAGAACAUUUACCAGAUACUUCAGGAGUAUAUACAGUUACUGCCACAGGAAAUGGAUGUGCCUAUGUUCAGACAUACCUGAAGUACAACACGCCACCAGAAAAUUCUGAUACUUUCUUUACUGUCAUGAUCAUCACCCAGCCAGCAGUGUGCACACAUGAAGUGCUAAAAAAAUUUGACCUUUACAUGGAAAUCGGUUAUCGUGGUGAAGGGACUGCUGCCAAACUGGUCAUGAUUGAAGUGGACAUGCUCUCAGGAUUUUUUCCAGUUAAAAGCAGCUUGAAGAAGUUGGAGAAGAAUAAAUCUGCAUUUGGAAGAGUUGAAGCUACAGGAGAUAGAGUGACCAUCUAUGUGCAUAAGCUCACACAUGAGCCUGUCACCUUAGUUAUCUCAAUGAAACAAGAGGAACAAGUGAACAAUUUACAACCCGCAAUUGUGAAGGUCUAUGAAUACUCCAAUCCAGAUACGUUUGCUGUUGCAGAGUAUAAUUCUCCCUGCAGUACAGGUUCCUAGAACGAAGAUGACGUUCUUUAACUUCAUCAAAGGACAAUGAGUUUUUACAUCUGACCUACAAUAUGUUAACAACUUUUAAUGGAAUAAAAAAAUUAAUUAAACUGGAAAA
Molecule: messenger RNA, 4586 nt
Organism: Rana temporaria (common frog)
Lineage: Eukaryota; Metazoa; Chordata; Amphibia; Anura; Ranidae
Product: alpha-2-macroglobulin-like protein 1
Exons: 36
Coding region: 116-4477 (1453 amino acids)
Cellular component (GO): extracellular region
Molecular function (GO): endopeptidase inhibitor activity
Source: RefSeq, a predicted model, not a curated record